GGAUUUAUACUUGAUUGCUUAAUCUGUUGUUUGAAAAGGUUUACACAGAAAGGCUUCCUGCCCACACAGAUCUUAGCAUGGAUGAGAACCGGAGCAGCUCAAGGCCGGCAUCUUCCCAGUGCCAUUCCCCUCCUGUGAACCCCUUGAGAAAUAUGGUGCAAUAUUUCAAGAACCUUAUCAAGAACUCAGUAUCUCCAAAGUUUCGUGUAUGGGUAAAGGACUACUGCAGAAGGAACGGCUUGCUCACCUUAUCACUGUUAGCAGUGAUGUCGGGUUGUGUAGUGGGAUUCACAUUAAGAAGCUUGAACUUGUCAACACAGGCAAAAAUCUACUUUUCUUUUCCUGGAGAACUUCUAAUGAGAAUGCUAAAAAUGUUGAUUCUUCCUCUCAUCACAUCCAGUUUAAUGUCUGGCUUGUCUGCUAUGGACACCAAGGCCAGUGGACGCCUGGGCCUUCUCACCAUCACAUAUUACCUGUGGACUACCUUCAUUGCUGUAAUCGUGGGGAUUAUUCUGGUACUGAUCAUUCAUCCCGGAACCGGCACUGAAAAAGAGGGGCAUAAAGCCCCAGGAGGGCCAGUGAUGACGUCUGCUGAUGCCCUGCUUGAUUUGAUCAGGAACAUGAUUCCAUCCAAUCUGAUUGAAGCCACAUUUCAGCAGUAUAAAACAGAGCUUGUGCCCAAUUUUAAAAACAGCGAAAAAUCAUCACAAACCAACUUUGUGUACAUCAUGCCAGACUAUGAAAACCCCAAAAUGGGUCACCCAGUGUUUCUUGAACUCACUCCUCCUCCUGAAAUCCACUACAAGAUUGUACCAGGGAAAAGCAAUGGGAUGAACGUGCUAGGAAUCGUCAUUUUCUCUGCCACUAUGGGUCUUCUGCUUGGUAGAAUGGGAUCCAGAGGUUUACCUCUAGUAAAUGUGUGUCUUUGCAUCAAUGAAUGUGUCAUGAAGAUCAUCAAUGCUGCUAUGUGGUACUUCCCAUUUGGAAUCGUAUUUCUGGUUGCUGGGAAGAUCCUGGACAUGCAUGAUCCUGCAGUCCUUGCGGAGAAGCUGGGGAUGUACUUCAUGACUGUUCUGGCGGGACUGUUCGUCCAUGGUGUGAUUUUGCUGCCACUGUUCUUCUUCCUGUUCACUGGGAAAAACCCCUUUAGCUAUAUCCGUGGCCUCCUCCAGGCUCUGGUUAUCGCUUUGGCAACUUCAUCCAGUUCAGCUACUUUGCCCAUUACAAUGAAGUGCUUACUGGAGAACUGCCACGUGGAUCGGAAAAUCGCUCGAUUUGUACUUCCUGUGGGUGCUACUAUCAAUAUGGAUGGCACAGCACUAUAUGAAGCAGUGGCAGCCAUCUUCAUUGCCCAGGUCAAUGAGUACGAGCUUGACUUUGGACAGCUAGUUACUAUUAGUAUCACAGCUACAGCGGCAAGUAUCGGAGCAGCUGGAAUCCCUCAGGCUGGUCUUGUUACCAUGGUUAUCGUUCUAACCUCAGUGGGUUUGCCUCCAGAUGACAUCUCACUUAUUGUAGCUAUCGACUGGAUCCUGGACCGAUUUCGAACAAUGAUCAAUGUGCUUGGAGAUGCGUUAGCCGCAGGAAUCAUGGCUCAUUUGUGCAGAAAGGACUUCCAGAAAGACAUCCCAUAUAUAAAACAAUUUUUUUAA
This is a messenger RNA of Sinocyclocheilus anshuiensis, 1652 nucleotides long. RefSeq names its product excitatory amino acid transporter 5-like. Bases 78 to 1652 code for a protein of 524 amino acids. The record is from RefSeq and is a predicted model, not a curated record. Gene Ontology annotation, biological process: L-glutamate transmembrane transport. Gene Ontology annotation, molecular function: glutamate:sodium symporter activity; neutral L-amino acid transmembrane transporter activity; L-glutamate transmembrane transporter activity. Gene Ontology annotation, cellular component: plasma membrane. NCBI's taxonomy places the organism in Eukaryota, Metazoa, Chordata, Actinopteri, Cypriniformes, Cyprinidae. The transcript has 10 exons.